This is a messenger RNA of Microsporum canis CBS 113480, 579 nucleotides long. RefSeq lists its product as hypothetical. Lineage: Eukaryota; Fungi; Ascomycota; Eurotiomycetes; Onygenales; Arthrodermataceae. Bases 1 to 579 code for a protein of 192 amino acids. The record is from RefSeq and is a predicted model, not a curated record. The transcript has 2 exons.
AUGGCGUCCCAGGAUACACAGCAGUCGGCACGAUGUCUGCCAAUGAAAGCCGAGACCAUCGCUGGGAGCUCGUCGGAAAAACAGACUGCGGUUCUGGACAUACUCUUCGAGCCAUCCGAGGCGCUUCAUGACCUGGCGGUUCCCUUGCUCCAGACGCCCUUUAACUCAUACAGCGAGCUCAUCAACUGCGUAGGGGCUAAACUACACCAGCUAGCCGAGAGAGCGGCAUCCGAUGACAGCGACAAGCAAGUCCUCUAUGACAUCCUGGGCUCGCAUCCUCGUCUCGGAGCCUCAAAGGCUACACAUCUCAGUGACUUUAGUAAACUUGAGCAGGCGAACCUCUCAACUCCGGGCGAGGGAGGCGAAGAAGCUCAGCAAUUAGAGAAGUUAAAUGAAGAAUAUGAAAAGACCUUUCCUGGUUUACGAUACGUGGUGUUCGUAUGCGGGCGGAGGAGAGAUGUCAUUAUGGAGGAUAUGCGUCAUCGCAUCGAUGCCGGAGAUGUCUCUAGAGAAAUUAAUACUACUAUAACGGUAAGUUUGCUCCCAUGCCCCCGAUCUUACUGUCUCUAUUCCAUAUAA